CUCGGAGGCGGGGAAGAGCAAGUCUCCUUUCCGGAUCUGGCUCAGGGACUGCGGCGGACUGCAGGGGCCAUCGCCUUGCGUGACAUCGGUGUCGCCCUGUCCUCGUUCUCCCGGGGCUGGCAGCGAGCGGCCGCAGCUCCACGGGCCCAGGGCGUGCGGCCGGGAUUUUUUGUGACUCCUUCAACAUGAGCCCCACACAGUGGGACUUCCCAGUGGAAUUAUGUUGUCGGCCUAUGGCUUUUGUUACACUUACGGGCCUAGAUGUAGUUUAUAAUGCUGUCCAUCGAGCAGUCUGGGAUGCUUUCUGUGCUAAUCGGAGAGCUGAUCGGGUACCAAUUUCUUUCAAGGUGCUCCCAGGUGACCAUGAAUAUCCUAAAUGUAGACCUAAGAGAACUUCAUAUGAAUGGUACAUCCCUAAGGGGAUCUUAAAGACUGGCUGGAUGAAUAAGCAUCUGAAUCUGGUGCCAGCCCUGGUGGUUGUGUUCUAUGAACUGGACUGGGAUGAGCCUCAGUGGAAAGAAAAGCAGUCUGAGUGUGCGACCAGAGUGGAAAUUGUCAGGCAAAGUUUACAAGGAAGAAACACAAAAGUUGCAGUGGUUCUGAUUCAGAAGAAAACCCCCUUGCCUCCAGGAGAAGAUGUCAUUGCUUCAGAAAGGGCCGCGGCUCUGUGCAAUGUGUGUGAACUCUCAGGGAAGUCUUUGUUUGUGCUGCCCCACACUGACCACCUUGUGGGUUACAUUAUAAGACUGGAAAAUGCCUUUUAUGAACAUGCACAGACUUACUACUAUACUGAGAUCAGGAGAGUGAAAUCUCAUAAAGAAUUCUUGAAUAAAACAACACACCAGCUUUUAUUUGUUAGACACCAGUUCAAAAUAGCCUUCUUCAGUGAAUUGAAACAAGAUACACAGAAUGCUUUGAAGAAUUAUAGGACUGCCUAUAAUCUUGUACAUGAAUUGAGAGCCCAUGAAACUAAUAUUUUGGAAAUUAAGACUAUGGCAGGAUUUAUAAACUACAAGAUCUGUAGGCUAUGUUUUCAACACAACACCCCAUUGGAUGCAAUUGCUCAGUUUCGAAAACACAUUGAUUUGUGUAAGAAAAAAAUUGGAAGUGCAGAAUUGACAUUUGAGCAUGCUGCAUGGAUGUCUAAACAAUUCCAGGCCUUUGGAGAUUUGUUUGAUGAAGCUAUUAAGUUAGGGCUUACUGCUAUUCAAACUCAAAAUCCUGGCUUCUAUUAUCAGCAGGCAGCAUAUUAUGCCCAGGAAAGGAAACAACAUGCAAAAGCCCUCUGUAACCAUGAAGCUUCUGUAAUGUAUCCUAAUCCUGAUCCGUUAGAAACACAAAUGGGUAUUCUUGACUUUUAUGGACAGAGGCCAUGGCGACAAGGAGUACUAAGUUUUGAUCUUUCUGACCCUGAAAAAGAGAAGGUGGGGAUUCUUGCCAUUCAACUGAAGGAGAGAAGUGUUGUUCACUCUGAAAUAAUAAUAACUCUUCUGAGUAAUGCUGUGGCACAAUUCAAGAAGUAUAAGUGCCCAAGAAUGAAAAGUCACCUAAUGGUUCAGAUGGGAGAGGAAUAUUAUUAUGCAAAAGAUUAUACCAAAGCUUUGAAGUUGCUGGACUAUGUGAUGUGUGAUUACCGUAGUGAAGGAUGGUGGACUUUGCUCACAUCUAUAUUGACAACAGCUCUGAAGUGUUCUUACCUCAUGGCCCAGUUAAAGGAUUAUAUUACUUAUUCUCUAGAACUCCUUGGACGAGCUUCCACUUUGAAAGAUGACCAGAAAUCUAGGAUAGAAAAGAACCUCAUAAAUGUUUUAAUGAAUGAAAGCCCUGAUCCUGAACCCGACUGUGAUGUCCUUGCUGUAAAGACUGCUCAGAAGCUGUGGGUGGACCGAGUUUCUCUGGCUGGAAGCAAUGUUUUCACUAUAGGAGUUCAGGACUUUGUGCCAUUCGUACAGUGCAAAGCGAAGUUUCAUGCCCCAAGUUUUCAUGUGGAUGUUCCUGUUCAGUUUGAUGUUUAUCUGAAGGCUGAUUGUCCACACCCUAUUAGGUUUUCCAAGCUAUGUGUCAGCUUUAAUAAUCAGGAGUACAACCAGUUCUGUGUGGUAGAAGAAACAUCCAAAGCAAGUGGAGUUCUUGAAAAUCUGACGCAAGGAAAAAUGUGCUUAGUUCCUGGUAAAACACGAAAAUUGUUAUUUAAAUUCGUUGCAAAAACUGAAGAUGUGGGAAAGAAAAUUGAGAUUACUUGUGUGGAUCUGGUUCUGGGCAGUGAGAUGGGCAGGUGUGUGGUUUUGAGCUGGCAGGGCGGUGGAGGAGAUGCUGCUUCCUCCCAGGAAGCCCUGCAGGCCGCACGCUCCUUCAAAAGGCGACCGAGGCUCCCUGACAAUGAGCUGCACUGGGACAGCAUCACAGUCCAGGCAAGCACUAUGAUCAUUUCCAGAGUCCCAAACAUUUCUGUACAGCUGCGACAUGAGCCUCCUGCCCUCAUGAAUGAAAUGUAUUGUUUGGUUGUGACAGUUCAGUCCCACGAAAAGACACAAAUCAGGGAUGUGAAGCUCACUGCUGGCUUAAAGCCAGGGCAAGAUGCCAACUUAACUCAGAAAACCCAUGUGACUCUUCGUGGAACAGAGCCAUGUGAUGAGUCCUACCCAGCUCUACUCACCGAUAUUGCUGUUGGAGAUUUAAAGCCAGGGGAACAGCUUGAAAAAACAUUGUAUGUUCGCUGUGGAACAGUGGGAUCAAGAAUGUUUCUUGUAUAUGUUUCUUACCUGGUCAAUACAACUGUUGAAGAAAAAGAAAUUGUUUGCAAGUGCCACAAGGAUGAAACUGUAACAAUAGAAACUGUGUUUCCAUUUGAUGUUGCCGUUAAAUUUGUUUCUACAAAGUUUGAACAUCUUGAAAGGGUCUAUGCUGACAUCCCAUUUUUGCUGAUGACGGAUGUUUUAAGUGCUUCACCCUGCGCCCUGACGAUUGUAUCCAGUGAGCUACAGCUUGCUCCAUCUAUGACCUCAGUAGAUCAUCUGGAGUCCCAAGUGGGCAAAGUUGUCUUGCAGACAGGGGAGAGCGCUAGUGAGUGCUUUUGUCUUCGAUGCCCAUCUGUUGGGAAUGUUGAAGGUGGAGUAGCAACUGGACAUUAUAUUAUCUCCUGGAAGAGGACUUCAGCCAUGGAAAACAUCCCUGUUAUCAGCACCGUCAUCACACUGCCACAUGUGAUUGUUGAAAAUAUCCCUCUCCAUGUGCACGCAGAUCUGCCAUCAUUUGGGCGUGUCAGAGAGUCAUUACCUGUGAGGUAUCACCUACAGAAUAAGACGGACUUGGUUCAAGAUGUGGAAAUUUCUGUGGAGCCCAGCGAUGCUUUCAUGUUUUCAGGUCUCAAACAGAUUCGAUUGCGCAUUCUACCUGGCACCAAGCAGGAAAUGCUAUAUAAUUUCUAUCCUCUAAUGGCUGGAUACCAGCAGUUGCCAUCUCUCAGCAUCAAUUUGCUUAGAUUUCCUAACUUCACAAAUCAGCUGCUUAGGCGUUUUAUACCUACCAGUAUUUUUGUAAAGCCACAGGGGCGACUCGCAGAUGAUACCUCUAUUGCUGCUGCAUGAUGUUCAAGACCAGCUCUUGGUGUUCUCACAGAGGCAUGGGCAGAGUGAUGUUGCAUUGUGACCUGCAGCUGUGAUUGUAGUAAAGGUUAAUGUUUUCUAUUUUUUAAUAGAUGUUAUACCAGCCAUUCAAAUGAACCCAUGCUUCAGAUAUAGGAAAAUCAUCUCUAGUUUCACUAAUAAAAACUUGAAAUCUGUUGCUAUGAUGUCAAAGGAUGUGCGAUCACUGUUUCUGCAGAAAGUCACCAUAUGAGUAGUAGAUUAUGUUAAAAGGAAGUGGCUUGCAUGUAGAGUACCAGUGCAGAAUUAGGCACCCAAAUAUGAUUGGACAGAAAGAACAGAAUGUACCGGUGUGUGCUCCAGUGAUGUUCUGCAUCUUUGUGACUCCUACAAAGGUGACUAACCUGGAAAUGAUCAAUCUUUGUAAAUUCAGUGUGUGCUUAGAAACAUGCAGUAGUAUAUGCAGCUGAUUGACUGAUAUACAGAAUCUCCACAAUUUUGAAGUAAUUUAAUUAGAAGUUGUCAGACUAUUAUUGCUUACCGUCUAAAAUUUCAGCAAGUUCAGCCUUCUACCACAUAUGGAUCACUUAUGAAGCAGGUCCCUAUUUCUAACAGGACCUUAGUCUAAUUAUAAGCAUAAUUCCUAAACUCUUAGGAAUUUUUGUUUGUUUGCUUGUUUUGAGAUGGUAUCUCAUGUAACCCAGGCUGCUCUUGAACUUUUGAUCAUCCUGCCUUUACCUGUACGGUGCUGGUAUUACAGGGAGGCAUGCCACCAUUGUCUUCCCAGCUGAUGAGGAGCUGGGGAUGCUGAGGAUCAUGCAUGCUAGGCAGGCUCCCCCAUGUCCCCUGCCACCUGCAACCAAAACUCAGUUCUCAAGACUGAUGGAAGGUCUGAGUAGUUCUUAGCCAGGUUGUAUAGUUUCCAAAGAACUAUGUAGAACUCUUCAAAAUUUGUGUAAAUAAGAAAAUCAUAGGGUAAAAUUUUUCUAUGUUAAAGUAUCUUAAUUUCAGCCUAAUUUUGUGAAAAUUUUCCAUUGUAAAAAGGAAACAGUGAUGUAAAUAAAUUUAUAAUCUUUCACAUGUACUUGUAUAGAUUUUUAUUUUGAGCUUGUUUCAUUCUAGCUUUUUGAAAAGCUUUUACCAAGAACAUUGUUGAGGUUAAUGGAGAAAGUACAUGUCUGUGUUCUAGAACUUGCUCUGCUAACCUUUACUGAGACUUGGCACAGUUACAAAAGGCUCUUAGGAAUCAUGAGCUCCUUAUAUCAUGGCUUUUCAGAUAGAGACCAUGGGAAUGUAACUGGAUUUGAUUGGCAUCAAAUCCCACUUCUGUGGUUUGCUGGUCAGGUGGCUUUGUUACUUAGCCUCUGUGUACUGGAUUUUCUAGCAGAGAAGAUGGAAAUCUUAAGACGUGUCUCACAGGCUUGUUAGACAGAUGCUAUAGAUUAUUACCUGAGGAAAGCAUGGGACGCUGUCUGACUCAAAAGUUCAUGCUCAGCUGCUGUCAUAAACAAAUGAUGAUAUUACUUACGAUAGGAAGGUUGAAGAGGAUACUCCUGCAUCAACUCGAGAGUCCCUUGUAUCAGACUUUGUUAUUCAUUCAUAUGAUGCAUUAUGUGUGUAUAUAUAUAAAUGUAUGUAGAUAUGUUUAUAUAAAAUUAUAAAUAAAAGUUUCUUGAAAUAAUACUUUUACUGUUUUGUUAAGAAAAAACUCAUUGUAACUUGCUAUGUUAUUUCAUAACUUUCUAACAGGGUAUUACUUGAAUUUUGAAAAAUGCCAGGUGAUCUUAAAUUUCCUUUAUAUUCUAAGAUGGCUUAAUACAGUGUGCACAUAAUACAGGUCUUGUGUGUUAACACUACUGUUUUCAUACAUGAGUAUGUUUACAAAUGAGUCACUGAUAUAUCCUUCAAAAUUAAUAUUAUUGUUAAUGUGAUUGUUUCAGCAAAUAAACCAAGUCCAUAGGGUUUUUUCUUUUA
This is a messenger RNA of Jaculus jaculus (lesser Egyptian jerboa), 5558 nucleotides long. It is a transcript of the gene Trappc11, whose product is annotated as trafficking protein particle complex subunit 11. The transcript has 30 exons. NCBI's taxonomy places the organism in Eukaryota, Metazoa, Chordata, Mammalia, Rodentia, Dipodidae. Bases 186 to 3587 code for a protein of 1133 amino acids. The record is from RefSeq and is a predicted model, not a curated record.